Stylonychia lemnae is the source of this 2400-nucleotide messenger RNA. Lineage: Eukaryota; Ciliophora; Spirotrichea; Sporadotrichida; Oxytrichidae. The record is from the annotation of a GenBank genome assembly.
AUGGAGAAAAAGAAAGACUUUUCUACAGCUAUUCUAGAGAGAAAGAAGGCCCCUAAUAAGCUUACUGUUGAAGAAGCCAAAAACGAUGAUAACUCAGUCAUUGAGAUGACUCAAGCAAAGAUGGAUGAGUUAAAGAUCUUUAAAGGAGAUACUGUUUUGAUCAAGGGUAAAAAGAGAAGAGAUACUGUCUGUAUUGCUCUUGCUACUGAAGAUGGUGAUGAUCUUGACAACAUGAAAAUUAGAAUGAAUAAAGUAGUCAGAAGAAAUCUUAGAGUUAGAUUAGGAGAUGUAAUCUCAGUACACCCAUGCCCAGAUAUCCCUAAUGGAAACAGAGUUCACAUUCUACCCAUUGAUGACACUAUUGAGGGAAUCACUGGAAAUCUUACCUAAACUUAUUUGAUCCCAUACUUCAAGGAUUGCUACAGACCAGUAAGAAAGGGUGAUACAUUCCUUGUCAGAGGAGGAUUCAAGGCAGUUGAGUUCAAGGUAGUAGAAGUUGAUCCUGGUGAAUAUUGUAUUGUGUCACCAAACACUAUGCUCUUUGAUGAGGGUGAGCCCAUUAAGAGAGAAGAUGAAGAACAACUCGACGGAGUUGGAUAUGAUGAUAUUGGUGGUUGCAGAAAGCAAAUGGCUUCAAUUAGAGAAAUGAUUGAGUUGCCACUUAGACAUCCUCAAUUAUUCAAAACUCUUGGAGUCAAGCCACCUAGAGGAGUCUUGCUUUUUGGACCUCCAGGUUCAGGUAAGACCCUUAUUGCUAGAGCCAUUGCCAAUGAGACUGGAGCUUUCUUCUUCCUUCUCAAUGGUCCUGAGAUCAUGUCAAAGAUGGCUGGUGAGGCUGAAGCAAAUUUAAGAAAGGCAUUUGAAGAAGCUGAGAAAAACUCCCCAGCUAUUAUUUUCAUUGAUGAGCUCGAUUCCAUUGCUCCAAAGAGAGAUAAAACUCAAGGUGAAGUUGAAAAGAGAGUCGUUGCCUAACUCCUUACUCUUAUGGAUGGACUUAAGGGAAGAGGACAUGUCGUCGUCAUUGCUGCUACAAACAGACCAAAUGCUCUUGACCAGGCUUUGAGAAGAUUUGGAAGAUUCGAUAGAGAAAUCGAUAUUGGAGUACCAGAUGAAGUAGGUAGAAUGGAAGUAUUGAGAAUUCACACUAAAAACAUGAAACUUUCAGAGGAUGUAGAUCUCGCUGAAAUCGCAAAAUCAACUCAUGGUUAUGUAGGUUCUGAUCUCGCUGCUCUCUGUACUGAGGCUGCCCUCUAAUGUAUCAGAGAAAAGAUGGACUUGAUUGAUAUUGAAGAUGAGACUAUUGAUGCUGAGAUUCUAGACGCUAUGGCUGUUACUAAUGAGCAUUUCAGAUUCGCUCAAGGCCAAACUAACCCAUCAAGUCUUAGAGAGACAGUUGUAGAAAUUCCAGAUGUUACUUGGGAUGAUAUUGGAGGUCUUGAAGAUGUGAAGAAGAACUUAUAAGAAAUGAUCCUCUAUCCAAUUGAACACCCAGAUAAAUUCCAUAAAUUCGGAAUGUAACCAUCAAAGGGAGUACUUUUCUAUGGUCCACCAGGUUGUGGUAAGACACUACUCGCUAAAGCUGUUGCUCAUGAGUGCUCAUCAAACUUCAUCAGUAUCAAGGGACCAGAGCUCUUGACUAUGUGGUUCGGAGAGUCAGAAGCUAAUGUAAGAGAAGUUUUCGAUAAGGCCAGAGGUGCUGCUCCUUGCGUUCUCUUCUUCGAUGAGCUUGAUUCAGUAGGUCAAGCCAGAGGAGGAUCAUCUGGAGAUGGUGGUGGUGCUGGUGAUAGAGUACUCAAUCAACUCCUGACUGAAAUGGACGGAGUAGGUGCCAAGAAGAAUCUCUUCUUUAUUGGAGCUACCAACAGACCAGACACCCUUGAUGAGGCCUUGAUUAGACCUGGUCGUCUAGAUCAACUUAUCUAUAUUCCACUCCCAGACAAGCCAUCAAGAGUCAAUGUAUUCAAAUCUGUCUUGAGAAAGAGUCCUGUCCAUCCAAACGUUAGUAUUGAUUUCCUUGCUGAAUUAACAGAGGAUUUCACUGGUGCAGAUCUCACUGAGCUUUGCCAAAGAGCUACAAAGGCUGCUAUCAGAGAAUCUAUUGAAGCAGACGAACAAAGAAAAGCUUUGAUGAGAGAAAACCCAGAUGGUGAUUAACAAAUGGCCGAUAUGGAAGAUCCAGUUCCAGUUAUCACCCGUAAACAUUUUGAAGAAGCUCUAGCUCAUGCUAGAAAAUCAGUUAAAAAGGCUGAUUUGGACAGAUACGUACAGUUCCAAAGAUUGUACGACCCAGCAUUCGCUGCUAAACAAGACGGUAAAAGUGCAAAUAAGAUUAACUGGCCAGAGACCAGCUAGUCUUAAUUCCAAAACCAAUAGGCUGAUGAUGAUGAUCUCUACUCUUGA